Messenger RNA from Homo sapiens (human), 942 nucleotides. RefSeq names its product olfactory receptor family 6 subfamily V member 1 (gene OR6V1). Lineage: Eukaryota; Metazoa; Chordata; Mammalia; Primates; Hominidae. Gene Ontology annotation, cellular component: plasma membrane; membrane. Bases 1 to 942 code for a protein of 313 amino acids. The transcript has a single exon. Gene Ontology annotation, biological process: detection of chemical stimulus involved in sensory perception of smell; G protein-coupled receptor signaling pathway. The record is from RefSeq and is marked validated. Gene Ontology annotation, molecular function: olfactory receptor activity; G protein-coupled receptor activity.
AUGGCAAAUCUGAGCCAGCCCUCCGAAUUUGUCCUCUUGGGCUUCUCCUCCUUUGGUGAGCUGCAGGCCCUUCUGUAUGGCCCCUUCCUCAUGCUUUAUCUUCUCGCCUUCAUGGGAAACACCAUCAUCAUAGUUAUGGUCAUAGCUGACACCCACCUACAUACACCCAUGUACUUCUUCCUGGGCAAUUUUUCCCUGCUGGAGAUCUUGGUAACCAUGACUGCAGUGCCCAGGAUGCUCUCAGACCUGUUGGUCCCCCACAAAGUCAUUACCUUCACUGGCUGCAUGGUCCAGUUCUACUUCCACUUUUCCCUGGGGUCCACCUCCUUCCUCAUCCUGACAGACAUGGCCCUUGAUCGCUUUGUGGCCAUCUGCCACCCACUGCGCUAUGGCACUCUGAUGAGCCGGGCUAUGUGUGUCCAGCUGGCUGGGGCUGCCUGGGCAGCUCCUUUCCUAGCCAUGGUACCCACUGUCCUCUCCCGAGCUCAUCUUGAUUACUGCCAUGGCGACGUCAUCAACCACUUCUUCUGUGACAAUGAACCUCUCCUGCAGUUGUCAUGCUCUGACACUCGCCUGUUGGAAUUCUGGGACUUUCUGAUGGCCUUGACCUUUGUCCUCAGCUCCUUCCUGGUGACCCUCAUCUCCUAUGGCUACAUAGUGACCACUGUGCUGCGGAUCCCCUCUGCCAGCAGCUGCCAGAAGGCUUUCUCCACUUGCGGGUCUCACCUCACACUGGUCUUCAUCGGCUACAGUAGUACCAUCUUUCUGUAUGUCAGGCCUGGCAAAGCUCACUCUGUGCAAGUCAGGAAGGUCGUGGCCUUGGUGACUUCAGUUCUCACCCCCUUUCUCAAUCCCUUUAUCCUUACCUUCUGCAAUCAGACAGUUAAAACAGUGCUACAGGGGCAGAUGCAGAGGCUGAAAGGCCUUUGCAAGGCACAAUGA